GUAAUUUACGUUUGAACGUGUGCGAAAUUGGUUGGAAUCGGCCAUUUUUGUCGAAUCCGUCUUUUCGUGGUUAUUCAACAUGAAGAUCGGUCUUUGUGCAUACAGUGGAUAUAAAAUAUAUCCCGGUCAUGGGAAAACCAUGGUUAAAGUGGAUGGAAAAACAUUCACUUUUUUAAACUCAAAAUGUGAAUCUGCACAUUUAAUGAGGCGCAAUCCUAGAAAAGUCACAUGGACUGUUCUAUACAGACGGAAACACAAGAAGGGCCAAGAGGAAGAACAAGCAAAGAAGAGAACAAGACGUACUCAAAAAUUCCAACGUGCUAUUGUUGGUGCGUCUCUUACAGAUAUCUUGGCAAAACGUAAUAUGAAGCCAGAAAUUCGUAGAGCUCAGAGAGAGCAAGCAAUUAAAGCUGCAAAGGAACAGAAAAAAGCUGCAAAAGCAACGAAGAAGGCUGUUGUUACUCCCAAAGCAAAAACCGCACCAAAACAUAAAGCUGCAAAAGUAACACAAAAGGCAGCACCACGCGUUGGAGGAAAACGUUAAAUUCUGAUACAAUAUAAAUAAAAUAAACUUUAUAUUUAAAAAA
Colletes gigas is the source of this 587-nucleotide messenger RNA. It is a transcript of the gene RpL24, whose product is annotated as 60S ribosomal protein L24. The record is from RefSeq and is a predicted model, not a curated record. Bases 80 to 544 code for a protein of 154 amino acids. Gene Ontology annotation, molecular function: structural constituent of ribosome; mRNA binding. Gene Ontology annotation, cellular component: cytosolic large ribosomal subunit. Gene Ontology annotation, biological process: cytoplasmic translation. The transcript has 5 exons. Lineage: Eukaryota; Metazoa; Arthropoda; Insecta; Hymenoptera; Colletidae.